AAAUCGCCAUUGUUUGGAUGCGCAGCAUACUGGCCAAGGCUGAGGGAAUAAAAAGAGACUUCUUCUCCUGUGAUUUGUCCGCUCGCUACCAUGGUGUCAACGGCCCUCCUCGCGAUUUAUCUCCAGUGUUUGAUCCAGAGCAUCACAGCGUUCCAGGUGACCGUGAGCGAUGACAAUUUGAUCAUAGCAGCGCUUGAGCCCACAGACCUGCAGGAGAACAUCACGGCGUAUGCAGUUCGGCUCUCUGGAGGACCUCGGAUGAACCCGGUCCAGUUCCUGAACACUAGUGACCCACCACCCCUGGUGUUCAACACGUCCCAUCACGGGCUCUGCUACACCGUGGGCCUCCUGGUCAGAGAGGGCAAGGCCUGGUCCAAGCCAGUAAAGACUGUAUCCAUCCUCACAAAGCCCCUUCCUGUGGAUAGUGUGCUAAUAUCAGACUAUAAGGAGUCUCCAGAGACGGGGGUGGUGUUUGAGAUCAGCUCCCCGGCCAAUAAUGUCUUCAGCCGGGUUAACAUCAGCUACACAGAGGGGCAAGAGCGGCGCUCCAUGCUCUAUAAAGAUUUCUACAAGGGUAAGACGGUGUUUAAGCACUGGUUGCCCGGGACGUGUUACAGGAACAUCACCUUCCAGCUGAUCUCCGAGGCCUCGGUCAACAAGACAACUCUGGUUAGACACAGUGACGUCACCCACAAGCCACUGCAGCACAGAACAGUGCCCCACCCUCCUUUCAACAUAUCCCGAAAGAUCGUCCACCUGAGCCAGAGGUCACUGCCAGGCCAAGCCCCCGAUGGCGUGCUAACUGAGGGGAGCCAAGAGAACCUUCGCUCUUCCCGUCGGUCUCGGGACGUCCCUCUGAUGGAGGAGCAGGAGAAGGAGGAGGAAACGCGCAACGAUGGGGACGGCAACACAUCUGAGGAGGCAGCAGCGGCGGUCACCCAGAUCCCCUACAACCCAUCCCACAACCUCACAGAUGUCUUUACAGAAUACACCAAUGCCAAUGUGGGCGCCAAUGACACUGCAGAGGAGGAGGAGGCUCUCACUCAGCCCUACUGGCUGGAUCCAACUAGCAGCCCGCAUCCCACAGACAAGGAGGAGGAGUUUGUCAAUGCAGUGGUACCAGAGUAUGAGGACUCAAAUGAGCCGGGCUCAGCCAUGGGUUUGCCCUCUGAACCCUCAGUCAUGCCCACCAAACUGCCUCCCAUACUGCUGGAGCUACGCUGGCUGCCGCCCAGACCAUCCACCACCUAUGACGGCUUCAACAUUUACAUCUACCGAGAUGGUAACUCUACAGAGAUCGCGACCGUGGACGAAAACACUCACGAGUUCUUCACUGAGUUGACAGAGCCAGGAACCUACCGAGUCCAGAUCACCACACUCAGCUCGUCUGGAGACUGUGAAGCCAGGGAGAGCACGGCCGACACAGGCUUCACCUUCUAUCUAAGUCCUAGAGGUGAGUGGCUGGAGGAGCCGAAGGAGCGUCCCCAGGCAGUGAGUGUGAGGUUGCUGGGCUCCAGCACUGCUGCCGUGUCCUGGGCUUCUUCCUCUGAGAGCCACAACGGCAGCCUGGUGUCGGUGCUCUCCACCACCUGCCUCAGGCCCAGCCUCAGCCAGCGGAUGGAGCACACCUACUGCAGUGAGGAAAACAUAACAAGUGACAUAAUUACCAACCUGACCCCGGGGGCUCAGUACAGGGUGGUGGUCUAUCACACUAACGGACCCCUCAUCAGCCCCCCCUCUGAACCCGUCAUCAUUGAUAUAGAGCCCACAGGGGUGCGAGAGCUGGUGGUGUACCCUCUGAGCCCCACAGCAGUGAUCCUGAGCUGGCAGAGGCCGUACCACGUUGCCUUCCGCAAGUACGUCCUCCAGACCUUCUUCUUCAACCCGGUCACCUUGGCGUCAGAGUGGACCACCUACUAUGAGAUCGCUGCCACCGCCUCAGUCAUCGCCUCAGUGAGAGUGACAGAUCUGCUGCCAGCGUGGUACUACAAUUUCCGUGUUUCCAUGGUGACGUGGGGUGACCCACCACUCAGCUGCUGCGACAGCUCCACUGUGAGCUUUGUAACAGCCCCUGAGGCCCCUCACAUCUCCUCAGUGGACUACUCCCAUGGGGUGCUGUACGUGCGCUGGACCUAUGGAGAGCUCUUCAUUGACUUGUCACACUCGAGGAUGCUGCACUGGCAGGUGGUGGCGGUGGGCAAGAAAGGCCCCGAGAAGAGCUACUCCAUUGAUGUGACUCGUAACGUCAUGCGGGCCAGCUUGCCUCUGCCACCGGGGGACAUCUACAACCUGACAGUGACUGCCUGCACCGAGCGCAGCAGGAACACAUCCAUGCCAAACAUCAUCAAACUAGAACCGGCCCCUCCCAAGUCUCUGUACGCUGUGAAUGCAACCCACUCGUCUGUGACUCUGCUGUGGACGGAGGAGGGAGUAGUAGACUAUUACCAGGUCCUCUGUAAACCGGCUCGGCCGAGCAAAGAGCUCAAGGCCCGGGAGCCUCUGACAGCCAGCUCUCAUGUGCUGACGGUGUCGGGUUUGAUGCCUUCCUCCUCUUACAACUGUACGGUCACCAGUUACAGCUACAGCACCCCCAGCAAGCCUGCAUACAUCACCAUCACUACUGUGGCUAAAGAGAUGAACCCCAGUGUAGCAGCCAUCUCGGCUCUAGCCGUCCUCAGCGUCCUGCUCAUCAGCCUGCUGGUGCUUUUCCUGCUGGUUCUCCGCAAGAAGCAUCUGCAGAUGACCAGGGAGUGCGGGGCGGAGACCUUUGUCAAUUUUGCCUCAUUUGAGAGAGAUGGCAAGCUUCCUUACAACUGGCGAAGAAGCCUCUUUGCCUUCCUUACCCUACUGCCAUCCUGCCUUUGGACUGACUAUCUUUUGGCUUUUUAUAUUAAUCCUUGGAGCAAGACAGCUUUAAAGAAACGGAAGCUAACAAGCCCCGUCCAGCUGGAUGAUUUUGACACAUAUCUCAAAGACAUGAGCAAAGACUCUGCCUACAAGUUCUCCCUGCAGUUUGAGGAGCUGAAGAGUGUUGGUCUGGAUCUGUCCCAUGAUGCGGCAGACCUGCCGAUUAACAGGCCGAAGAACCGCUACACCAACAUCCUUCCCUAUGACUUCAGCCGUGUGAAGCUGAUCUCUAUGCACAAUGAUGAAGGGUCAGACUAUAUCAACGCCAACUACAUACCAGGGUACAAGCAUCCUAAGGAGUACAUUGCCACCCAGGGGCCCCUACCUGAGACCCGCAACGACUUCUGGAAGAUGGUCCUGCAGCAGAAGUCCCCCAUCAUUGUCAUGCUCACACAAUGCAACGAACGGCGAAGGGUGAAAUGUGAUCACUACUGGCCCUUCACAGACGAGCCUGUGAUGUAUGGAGAGAUCAGUGUGGAAAUGCUCUCUGAGACAGAGUCACCAGAGUGGACCAUCAGGAGCUUCAGACUGGGCUAUGCCGAUGAGACUCAAGAUGUGCUGCAUCUCAACUACACGUCCUGGCCAGACCACGGCGUGCCCACAGUGAACGCCAUCGAGAGCAUCCUGCAGUUUGUCCACAUUGUCCGUCAGCAGGCCAACAGGACCAAAGACCCCAUCAUAGUCCACUGCAGCGCCGGAGUCGGGAGGACGGGGACGUUCAUCGCUCUGGACCGCCUGAUGCAGCACAUCAGAGAGCACGAGUUCGCCGACAUCCUGGGCAUGGUGUCCGAAAUGCGCUCCCACCGCCUGUCUAUGGUCCAGACUGAGGAGCAGUACGUGUUCAUCCACCAGUGUGUCCUGCUGAUGUGGAAGAAGAAGAAGCAGCAGUCCAUCACCAGUGAUGUCAUCUACGAGAACGCCAGCAAGACAUAAUGAUGGCAGAGUCCUGCAGACGCUGUGAACACACCCAACCUCCUGUGCUUCAGGCAUCCAUUCUCUGCAAAGAGAUCCGCUUCAUCAUCAAUACCAAAAAACAGCAAACUAUCUGAUGACACAAGAAAAAAAUAAAAAAAAGAAAUCAAGUUUUUGUUUGAAUUGGUGUUAAGCAUGGGAUGGAAUUUUGCCUUAAGGAGCCUUCACUGACCGACCACAUAUUCAACCACAAUCCUGCCCUCUGAACUGGACUUUGUCAUGUGAAGAGUACGUGGGGUUGGAGCUGGAGCAUACGAGCCCUAUGCCCAGAGAAUGGAUGUCUAUAAGGGACCCACAAGUGCAUCCGUCCUCAUUCAGACAGCAUGAGGUGACAAUUUGGUGGAACUGAGUCAGUCGGUCAGCAGUUCUCAUUAAAUUACGUUUUUUAAUCUCAGGAUUAGCUGAAAAACCAGCAAGCACACUGGCCUCUUCCUCCGCUCACACCCCAGCUACUGUGGUUCACUGUUACAAAGUGACAUUUGUGUGCUCGGAAGUCGUUUAUCAGGUUCAUAGUCUGUUUUGCAUCAUCUGCUGGCCCUUUGUGAUGGGACUGUAGCAUUCACUGGGUAGUUUAUAGUGUUCACACUUUCCGCAUCGUCCAGCAUUCCUGGCUUUUCAGUAGAGCUAAGCGGGGGAGUCGGGUUUUCCAGCCGCCUGACUCAACACACGGCUGUCAAAAGCAACGUUACACUGCCACCCAUACUGCACGUGGGACUGAUAGGUUGAUGGUUUACUACUGUACCAACUGCUCCGAGGCUGCUUACUGCUUUAACAUACAAUUACUAGCCAGGACUGCUGCACGGACUUUGUGGAUCGAGGAUCUACACUUGAAGGAACCCAGCAACCAUUUGAUACAAGUUCAACGUCAAGGCAAAACGAGCACAAAAUUUUUACAACAUAUUCCAGCACUGUAGGAAUUGAAGUUAAACCGCUUUUGGAAACCACUAUGAAGUGAUAUUGGAAAGAUAUUUAGGUACUGAUUUCACAAACCGAUGCAGGUAGCAGCUACAGACGACUUCCAGACGUCAUUUGAACCUUCAUUUUGGCGCUUUAUUUGGGCGUCGUAUCAACGCCUGCUUGUCGAAAUGUUUGCUGGGUCUGCACAAGAAGCAAAGGGCACAACAAAAACAAAGGUUAAAGGUCAAAGGGAAUGCCUUUCUUUCAGACAUUGUUGCCUCAAGCUGCCAACUCCCAUACUAAAGCAUGGUAGAUCAGAGGCCAGUUUAGAUGCUAGAGACUGUGGUUGUAGAGACGUAGUUUGUAUUUGCACUGAGGCCUUGGAGCUGCCUGACCUGCUGAGAGAAGAAGAAGAAGAAGAAGAAGAAGAAGGGGGUGGGGGUUCUGCUGUCUUUUCCCUGUGGCUGCUGCUUCUGAUUGUGGAAAACUACUGUACAGCGGUGUUGCUAGAUAUUCGUUCCGUCCUGUGCACUGUGGGCUCUUCCUAAAGACAAACGUGUCAAAAUCCGAAGAGGUAGAACAUCCGAAAACAUUGAUUCAACCUCUGGUGCACCAGGGUAUGUGAUUCCACUGGUCGCAACAAUCGUGUUUUGAAAUGAACGGUGCAUGUUAGAAACUGAUCAUAUCUGGCACUUAGAGUAAUGUGAGCCAUCAUAGCUCAUCUAAUAGUAACUAGUUCUAUUACCAAGAUAGUGGAACUGCCGAUACCAUUAAGAAAUGACGUCUGAUACCAUGAAGACCUAAUAUCUGGCUUCCCUUUCCGAGGGUGAGAACUGACAGAAACAUAUCUGCUGAGCAUAUCUUUGUCUUGAAUACAUGGUUACUGUACAGAAAGUGUUCUCAAGCCAUUUUCUCAUGCAACAGUGUCUGCUAGUUAUUUUGUUUGUCAUUUGCCAUCGUUCUACUAGACUUGAGGGGAGUGAAUAAAACCCAGACUUCACAUCCCCGAGGAUUGUAAGAAUGUGUGCUUCAAGAUGAGAAUGAUGAUUUUUGCCAAGUUUUUCCAGUCUGUUCAGGUUAUACAGGAGAUUGUCAAAAUAAUGAACCAGCUCAGGCUCCCUUCUGAAGACAAAUGACUUUCCUUGGAGGGUUUCAGACCAAGGUUACAGGGGCCAUAUCACAGGACUUCAGAUUUUCCUCCAUAUACAUAUCUGAGCAAAGCUAUUUAAUGAAGACAUUCUCAAAACUGCAUUUUGUUUGAGUGAAUUACAGAAAAAGAAUAUUCAAUAAAUCAUCAAAGGUACGAUUAGAUCCAGUUCCGACAGAUUUGACUCCAGUGUGGAGAUUUAAUGCUGGUGUUUACAUUAUUUUGGCCAGACUUUGUAUCCAGGUUGUGAAAAAUGGGAGAAAUCUAUUAAAGUGCACAAGAACCGAGGUGAGACUGAGCUUAUCAGGCCACAGAACAAUUCA
Molecule: messenger RNA, 6246 nt
Organism: Myripristis murdjan (pinecone soldierfish)
Lineage: Eukaryota; Metazoa; Chordata; Actinopteri; Holocentriformes; Holocentridae
Gene: ptpro
Product: protein tyrosine phosphatase receptor type O
Exons: 27
Coding region: 91-3840 (1249 amino acids)
Biological process (GO): regulation of glomerular filtration; negative regulation of canonical Wnt signaling pathway; peptidyl-tyrosine dephosphorylation involved in inactivation of protein kinase activity
Cellular component (GO): plasma membrane; glutamatergic synapse; GABA-ergic synapse
Molecular function (GO): Wnt-protein binding; cadherin binding; protein tyrosine phosphatase activity
Source: RefSeq, a predicted model, not a curated record